AUGCUCCAGAAGAACGAAAGCCGAAUCACCCUUUACACCCACCCUGCUUCCCCGUAUGCUAAGCGCGUCGAAUUGGCGCUCGUCGAGGCCGGCGUAGCCUUCGAUACGCAUAUUAUCGAUCUCUUCGUUCCUCGAGAGGACUGGUAUACCCGUGAAGUCAACCCAUGCGGCAAGAUUCCUGCUAUCUCUUAUAGCUCACAUCCCACGUCGGGCUCCCUUCCCUCACCCGUCUCGAAGCCUCCCUCACCGACAGGCACCCAGUGUAGUAUGCCGCCGCCCAACUCUUUCCACCUCGCCGAAUCGACCGUCAUCCUCACCUUCCUCGCCGAUCUAUAUCCUCAACUCCUACCGAUCACGCCGACGGAUCGCGCUCGCGCUCAGUUCUUCGUUCACACAGUCGAACACCGCGUCGUUCCAACUUGGUUCGGUGUGGUCGCAACAGGUGACGUUGAACUUGAGGCGCUGGUCGAUGCGAUGAAGGAUGCCCAAGAUCUCCUACCCGAGCCUUCUCAGGCGCGCAAUGAGGCGACUGGGUACGCGGCGGGGCGCUGGAGUAUCGCCGAUGCUACCUUCAUGCCUUUGCUCUACUUCGUUGAGCUGUAUCUUCGCAAUGACCUGUGCGCGCAUGCCGUGGGAAAAGGGCGCGCGGCGUGGGUUGAGAUGUUUGGAAGCGAGACGGAGAGGUUCGCGAAGCUGCGGGCGUACUUUGAGAGGGUCAAGGCAAGGAAGAGCUGGAGUCUGAUGACAGACGAGACGUGGAUGCUCGAGUUCUUGCCGCAGUUCAUGGCGUUCUAUGGGAUCAAGAGGAGGGAGGCUUGA
Peniophora sp. CBMAI 1063 is the source of this 819-nucleotide messenger RNA. Lineage: Eukaryota; Fungi; Basidiomycota; Agaricomycetes; Russulales; Peniophoraceae. The record is from the annotation of a GenBank genome assembly.